This is a messenger RNA of Uncinocarpus reesii 1704, 714 nucleotides long. RefSeq lists its product as uncharacterized. Gene Ontology annotation, molecular function: RNA binding. Gene Ontology annotation, cellular component: catalytic step 2 spliceosome. The transcript has 6 exons. The record is from RefSeq and is a predicted model, not a curated record. NCBI's taxonomy places the organism in Eukaryota, Fungi, Ascomycota, Eurotiomycetes, Onygenales, Onygenaceae. Gene Ontology annotation, biological process: mRNA cis splicing, via spliceosome. Bases 1 to 714 code for a protein of 237 amino acids.
AUGACUACAGCGCAUCGUCCAACAUUUGACCCGGGGAAAGGAGGCACUACGAGGGCCCGCGUAUCACCAGCGACUCCUACCGGCCCACACUCAUUUAAAAGUCCGGUAAGCUAUGGCGCUUACCCUCCAGGAGGCCAAGCUUGUCUUUUGACACUUGAGUUUAGGAAACCGGGCCAGGGCGGCGAUGCCGACACCGAGACGCGAGACCUCCGAGCCGAAUUACUGAAGGCGGAAGCCGCCCAUUUUGCAAAAAAAGCUGGUAUCGCGGAUACAUCGAUCGAACCAGCAACACCGAAACGACAGCUCGAGCAUAGCGUCGGUGACGCAGACUCUACCGGAACGGAAGACUUGGAGGCAAAACGGAGGAGAAUACUGGAGGAGACUAGGGAUAUUGAUGCCGACUCAGAUGGAGAUGAGAGUGAAAGCAGUGAAGAGGAUAGCGAUGAUGAGGAAGACGAAACUGCAGUGCUGAUGAGAGAGUUGGAGAAGAUCAAGAGGGAACGGGCUGAGCAGAAAGAAAAAGAGGAAGCGGAAAAGGCAGCUAUCGAACAGGAGCAACGCGAGUACGACAUCGCGAGAGGCAACCCGUUACUCAAUCCGCAGGAUUUCAACGUAAGGCGACGCUGGGACGAUGACGUUGUCUUCAAGAAUCAGGCUCGAGGUACAGAAACCAAAGGGCAAAAGGAGUUCGUUAACUCUAAAUAUGUUCGAUAA